AUGGCGGAAAUUCUUUUUGUGUUAGUGCCAAAGCUUCUCUGUGCUGUGCUCUGCUUCUGGCGCUUCGGUCUGUGUUUUGAUGUUGCUGAGCGUGAAUCGGCGCAGCAUCUGAGGAGCUGGCGCCGGCUCACCGGUCACCACAUUCCGUUCACGUUCAACGAUGUUGAGCAGUUUGCGCUCUUCUACAUUGCGCUGUGGGCGUGCGGGAAGCUGGCCGAGGCGCUGUGGCUGCCUAGCCUGGCCGGCGAGCUCCUCUGCGGGAUGGUGCUCGGCCCGCGCCUCUCCUCCUUCGUGCCGAAGCCCGACGCGGUCAUGAUGAUCGGCCAGGUCGGCCUCGUCCUGGAGAUGGUCGACCUCGACAUGCUCGUCGCGUACGGGCCGCGCCUCGCCACCGCAGUCGGCCUCUCGGCCGAAGCAGCGUACGUCGUCGCCAUCGCGGCGAUGCCAACCGCCGUCGGCGUGGCGACCAAGGUGAUGAACAUGGGGCAUGUGCUCAACACGCCCCUCGGCCAGCUCGUCCUGCUCGCCGCAGAGCGUACAGGCCAGCUUGUCCUGCUCGCCACUGUUGUCGACGACAUCAUCGCCUUCAUCAACCUCGGCGAGCUCAAGGCGCUCGCCGACCCCUGCGCCGCACCUCGGGGGCGUGUGCUCUCGUCGGUCCUCCUGCUGGCGGGGGUCGGCUGGCUCGCGGUGGACGUUGUGCCGCGCCUCGUCGAGUCGAAGCUGCUGCCGCGCGUGCAGCAGCGCCACCACGACGUCGUCCUCACCUCGCUGCUCUGCGCGAUGGCGGUCGGCCUGAUGGCGGUCUGCCACCGGACGAAGACCUUCCCCCUCCUCGGCGCCUUCCUCGCCGGCCUCUCCUUUUGCAGCAUCGCCCCAGUCCACCACGUGUGGGCGCACCAAGUCAAGCGCAUCCAGUACUCGCUCCUCCGACUCUUCUACGGCGCCACCAUCGCCUUCGAGGUGCCCGUUGCCACGAUGUGGACGGGCAGGAUUAUCGGCCGCGGCGCCCUCUUCUUCCUCGCCAUCGCCGGCAAGCCGCCGCCACUGCCUCCUCUCCUCCGCCAGAUUCACUUGGCGCCACUGGUUGGAGCAGGCGAGAUCUCGCUGCUCGCUGGCUUCCAGGGCCUGGUCGACAACGCCAUCGACGAGGACCACCGACUGAUGAGAGUCGACAACGUCAUCGACGAGGACACCUUCGGAUCGAUCGUCUUCGCGGUCCUGCUCUCGGUCUUCGUCGGCCCGUGGGCGCUGCGCUGGCGCCUGUGGCACGACCGCAAGGCGGACCGGGCGCGGAACUGGGCCAUCGAGAAGGAGCUCGCCGUGGAGGACGAGGAGGGAGGGGGCGACACGCGGUACCCGCACUUCGUCUACUACACGCUCGACAUCUCGUGCGCGGCAAAGUUCGGCCUCCUGUCGAAGCUGGUCAACGUGGCCGUCGAACACGACCUCGAGGUGAUCGACUUCCGCGUGCACGGUGCGCACGUCAAGGGCGGGCACGACGUCGUCUACGAGUUUUACCUCAAGGACGCCCUGCUCCUCGCGCACAUCGACGACGCCUACCGCGAGCGGUCGGGCACGGCCAUGAGCACCCCCACGCCGACCACGCUCGACGUGCUCGACACGGCGCGCGAGCGAGCGCACAGCUUCCUCGGGCUCGGACACAACGGCCGCCCGCCCCCAUGCCCCCGGGCCCACUGCUCGAAUGGCCCACUCACAAGAGCCGCCUGCUUCCUCGUGUGCAUAGGCCGCCCCGCCUCCUUCCCCGAGCCGAGCCCCAACGGGCGGCACGCGGCCCUGAUGCUGGACCGAGUACACAGCCGCGUCUCGCGCGCGAGGGCACACGCGGCGAUUGGCCACCCGUCCCCCUCAGCCACGCAGCUGGCGCUGACUUCGGGGUGCUCGGAGGAGGAGGGCAAGGCAGAAGGCGCGGCAGGAGGCGCGGCCGCAGCAGGACAGACCCGCGCCAGCCGCGACUGCGAGGGCUCGCGAGGCGUUGCUUCGGCUGGGUCGGCCGCUUCCGCCGCCGCUUCCGCGGCCGGCGUGGUGCGGAAAUCGCUCGGAGCCCUGUGGGCGGCGCGGCACACCGUGGCAAGGGCUCCGGCGCCGGACGGGAAGCCGCACGUGAUCAGCGACGAGGAGAUCGCGACGCGGAUCAGCGACUUGCGCGCGGCGUUCCUCACUCAGCUCGGCCACGACCCGCGCGCAUGCAGCGACGCCGCGGGGGGCGGGCCGGCCCACCCGGAGAAUGACGACGAGAUGGCGGAGCGGUUUGCAGAGCACGUGCUGCACCGCGUCCGCUUCGACCCGGCCGGGCAGCACGGCUACGCGGAGGAGCACCUCGACCUCGAGCGGCGCUCGCCGUCGCUGCACGCGUCGCCGCCCUCCAUUCUGCUCUCCGAGUCCCAGGGCAGCGGACUUGGCGAACCGACUCGUUCGCCCCAGCACCCGCCGCAGCAGUCUAGCUUUGUCGCCCGAGCUCGCCGAGCCAGCCGCGACAUGUUCAACAUCCUCCCGCCGCGGGCCUCUCGCGCCGGCGACUGGACGGCCGACGCAUAG
This is a messenger RNA of Emiliania huxleyi CCMP1516, 2559 nucleotides long. RefSeq lists its product as hypothetical. The record is from RefSeq and is a predicted model, not a curated record. NCBI's taxonomy places the organism in Eukaryota, Haptophyta, Isochrysidales, Noelaerhabdaceae. The coding region runs from base 1 to 2559 and encodes 852 amino acids. The transcript has 17 exons.